Messenger RNA from Vespula vulgaris, 11913 nucleotides. RefSeq lists its product as uncharacterized. The record is from RefSeq and is a predicted model, not a curated record. NCBI's taxonomy places the organism in Eukaryota, Metazoa, Arthropoda, Insecta, Hymenoptera, Vespidae. Gene Ontology annotation, molecular function: tau-protein kinase activity; ATP binding; protein serine/threonine kinase activity. The coding region runs from base 3369 to 11207 and encodes 2612 amino acids. Gene Ontology annotation, biological process: microtubule cytoskeleton organization; intracellular signal transduction; protein phosphorylation. Gene Ontology annotation, cellular component: cytoplasm. The transcript is spliced from 13 exons.
UAGAAUACGGCCGGACUGUCGAUAUUCAUUCAAAGCUUCUGUCGACGUUAUUCAUUUGGAGUUCCAAUUUUGAGACUCUAAGGAAUACGAUCGAACCGAUUACUAUAGUUAUAUGUAUAGAUAUAUAUCUAUAUAUUAUGUAUGUAAAAUGAGGAAGGAUAAGAACGCUCGAUUGAUCUUAUCACUUACUUUUAUUAAGUGUUUACGAGCAUUGAAUAAUCGUCAUAGAAAAGUUUAAUAUCUCGGACUUAACUAAUCGAAUCUCGUAGAAGAUCGAUCAGGAAGGAUGAUUUUUCCUAAAUGCAUGGAUCGUGGUUGAAUAAUCAUUAGCGUAGUAAAGGAUCCCUUUUGAAUAUCAGGAUGCUAUUUUUAUCGGUGGAAACCUAAAUACCGAAUAGCACGCUCUCGUAGAGGUGCGCGCUUGCGUCUAUGUAUGCGUGUAACACGUACACGCUGACACACAUUUUGCUUUUCUCAAUUGACAGUUGAGUCGAUCCCGUUUAAAGUAACAAUGCUCGUUGGCGCAUCUUCUUGAAUUCUUAUACGUAAAUUCAAUUCUAAGAAUGUAAUCAUUCAACGAUAAUCGUUCGAUCGUAAAGUUAAACAUUUGGUAGAAAAUGAAAUGUUUAAGAAGCACGGUUCGAUCUUGGGAUAGUUUAAUCGGUAUUCGAAUAGAUGUGUGCGUGUGUGUGUAUAUAUAUAUAUGCAUGCAUGCAUGGAUGUAUGUAUGUAUAUAUGUAUGUAUGCAUGCAAGUGCCGUCCGUCGAGCUCGGAUUUCAAAGUACCGCCGGCAGUAUGCUUGAAACCGUAUAUGCUUAGUAGCCUUGAUCCUUUCACCGUUAUAAACCGAUUAUUGGACUUUGAUAUUUACUAUUUUAGACGGCACGUAGAUAUAUGAACGCGCGAAUAACUUUGAAUAAGUGAAAUAAUAUCGAUAAGAAAAAGGUAAAGGUUAAAAAGUUAAAGCAGUAAAUAUCGAGUAAGUAGAUCUUUCUUCUUUUGGUCAGACAAGAGAAAUGAAAGAGGUUAGAACGUCGUAAGGAGAAGAGGCGCGCUUUUCAAACCGUUAACACGAUACUACCAUCCGGUUUUUUUUUCUUUUUUUUUUUUUGACUGAUUCGUAGAGUCAAUUCGUCGCUGGAAAAUUAAUAUAGUACGAAAGAUAAUCGUAGUCGUUGUCUCGUGAUGUCAACGUUGUUAUUAUUGCAAAGGAAGGGUGCGAUGACGACAGGGCCGUCGUACACCAUCGUCGUCGCUCGUUCGUCGUAUCGCGAAACGAAACCGUUUUGGAUCGUGGUACUUACCGAGAAUAACGAGAUACAAUAAUAUAACGUGAAUCACACACCAGGAUACCGUAUUAGUACACCGUGUGACGUCAUAGUGGAGAACAUCAUCCUUAACCGCGUCACGCACCGCUAAACCCGACCUUCGUCCGACUAUACCUACUUAAGCUUUCCUUUCGCAUUCCAACGACCUAUUGGAGAAAUGAGUUUUUUUCUCUCUUUAAAACGAGUCUCCAGUAAUCGAGACGAGACCUUGUAAACGUUUUUUUUUCUUUCUCUCUCUCUCUUUCUCCUUUUUUUAUCUUCAUCGCCUUCUCAACGAUAAUAAUAAAAAAAAAUCCAUCUUCCACGCAUUGUCCCGUUUCUGCACCCCCUACGCAAACUCUGCGACGAUCUAGUAUCUAUUUUUUAUACUCAAUACUCUCAUCGUUCGUCAAUUUGUAAGUUUGCCUUUCUUUCGGAAGACAGAACUUUCACAAGACAGAUCGUAGAACGUGAAUUCGUAUAAAGAUAUGGGAGUCAUUAGGACGUCGGCCCUGAGGCUGGUCUGCCCACGCGACGGGUCUACGUGCUCUGCUAAAAAUAUCGAAAGCGCACCACCGAUCGAGUAUCGAGAAUGAUUUCGUACGCGCACGUGUUUCUUUCCCCUUCUGUAUAUACUCCGUAUACUACCGAUCAUCGGUGACGAGGACGAGUGAUAUCUCUUCUUAAUCCUGCCAUUGUUCUCUCUCUUUUUUGAUCUUCUCAUGUAUAUACAUACAUACAUACAUACAUACAUACAUAUAUAUAUAUAUAUAUAUACAUACAUACGUACGUAAUAAAGUAAAAGAAAUAUAAAAAGAAAGAAAGAAAACCAAAAGAAAAGAUCAAUCAUUCGACGACUCGUAUACGUAGGUAAUUUUUAAUGGCAAAUUAAGAAACGCUGUCUCUUACUACUCAACGAAUAGUAGAGAUUCGUUUGAGUGAAUUUUCCUAGACUCGAGACACGUUUUAGUUUCUCGACGACCCUCUAAGAUUAUUAAGUACUGUUAGACGACAAGUGUACGGUUCAAAAGUCGCGACGAUACGUUUAUGCAUUGCAUCUUGCUAGCUAGUAGUCACGAACAUCAGAAAAAGACAGACAGAGAGAAAAAGAGAGAGAGAAAGAGAGAAUGAGUAGAGGAGGGGAAGAGUGAUGAGGGAGAAGAAGAGAAGAGGGGGUCCAACGGACGGGAAAAUGAACUCAGAGCAUGAAUGCAUCGCCUUCUAAAAUAUGCAGACGGCAUUGCGCUAUGUAUGCCAGUCGCUGAAACUCGCUAGGAAAGGAUGAGUCUUCCCGAUUUUCUUCUAACUCGUUACACGUGACACGCGGAAAUGCUUUCUCUUUGCCUGCCCAUUUUCCUUUCAACGCUUGAAACGAUCUCAAAGCGGGACAUUCAAAUCUACACGCGUUACGUAUAAUUUGGUCGAAUAAAACGUUGAAAAAAAAAAUAUAUAUAUAUAAAAUAAGAAAAUUUGCAAAAGAACGAUAAAGAAUUAAAAAAAGAAAAAAAUCGAAUAGUCAUAAAAAAUAAUAUCGGGAAUAAUAAUAUCCGAAAUAUUUUAUCUGUCCGAGUUAAGCGAUAUAAGCAAUAAAAUCGAUGGCUCCUAGUUCCAAGGCAAAUGGCCAACCUUGGAAUGUUCUAGGCGCGCUUGCUGCCCGUAUCUAUUUUAUGUAUAUAUCAAUAGAGCAAUACGAAAAUACAUAAUAACUGUGUAAAUUAUAGUUCGGUAGUCGAGUUUAGAGUAAACGUAGUCGGUAAAAGCUCUCGACAUUGUUAAAUUGUGUAGCGUGACGUUAUUCGAGGUCUUUUCGUUUUUAGAAUGGUUCAAUGAAUUACGAUAAAGAUCGGAUGUUCAAGUAUAAUUUUCUUCUGGUUGUAACUUUCAUUCACCCUGCGUGCCGUUGCACGUCUUUCUCGUGAAUCUUUCCCGAUUCUUGUUUCUCAACGAGGCGUCUGAACGAACGCCGCAUUUAAGCCAGCCGUUAUCCAUAUUGCGGUGCAUUAAUAGCCGGACGUCGAGGAGAGAGAGCUAUAGUUUCUCUCGAGAUAAAUAACAAUCAAGAUGGUGGUGGGCGAAGCUAGUAUACAUAAUAUAAUGGGAGGGAUGGAGAGUACAGGAGGAGUGCGUCUUCAUAAUCACAAGAGGAAAUUGAAGCAAAGGUUUGACAUUAUCAAGAAACUGGGCCAGGGAACUUAUGGCAAGGUCCAAUUAGGAAUAAACAAAGAAACGGGCCAAGAGGUAGCGAUAAAGACAAUAAAAAAAUGUAAAAUAGAGACAGAGGCUGAUCUGAUUCGGAUACGUAGAGAGAUACAAAUCAUGUCAAGCGUACAGCACCCUAAUAUCAUUCACAUUUAUGAAGUUUUUGAAAACAGAGAGAAGAUGGUAUUGGUUAUGGAAUAUGCAGCCGGUGGUGAGCUUUACGAUUACUUGAGCGAACGCAAAGUUUUGUCGGAACAGGAAGCACGAAGAAUAUUUCGUCAGAUAGCAACUGCAGUUUUCUACUGUCACAAACAUAAAAUAUGCCAUAGAGAUCUUAAACUAGAAAAUAUACUCUUGGAUCAAGUUGGAAAUGCAAAAAUUGCUGACUUUGGUUUGUCAAAUGUAUUCGACGAACAAAGAUUAUUGAGUACAUUUUGCGGUAGUCCAUUGUAUGCAAGUCCUGAAAUAGUAAAAGGUACACCUUAUCAUGGACCUGAAGUAGAUUGUUGGAGCUUGGGAGUUCUUUUAUAUACAUUGGUUUACGGUGCCAUGCCCUUUGAUGGGUCCAAUUUUAAGCGACUAGUCAAGCAGAUCUCACAGUCUGAUUAUUUUGAACCCAAGAAACCUUCUCCCGCUUCCCCUCUGAUCAGGGAUAUGCUCACAGCUUGUCCUGCUAGACGAGCGGACAUUGAAAAGAUUUGCAGUCAUUGGUGGGUAAACGAGGGCUAUGAACAAAAUUGUCUCGACAUCGCGGAAGAUCUUGCUGCACAAACUCCUGUCCGACUCGAUUUGUUGCUCUCGUUGGUACCUCAAUCGGCUAGCGCAGAGAAAUUACUCGUAGGCGAUCAACAAACAAGCGGAGAUGUCGCAAAUAAUAUGUCUUCCGAAACGCUAGUGCCUACGAGAUGUCACUCGGUUGGUAGUCUAAUGGAAUUCGAUCAAAGUAAUUCAGACAGACGAAUAAGGGAAUUAUUUGAGGAAGAAAAUAGAGGAGCAGCAGCAGCAGCUACGGAUGCGAAGAGAAAAUUAGAGACUACGCCAUCGAUGGACGAGACAAUUGCGGCGACCGUUAAAAAGAAAGAAAGGUCUAGGAGAAAAGAAAGAUCAGACGAAAGAGAGCCUAGAAUGUAUAGAUCAACGUCCAGGCAUCAUUCAGCACCGAUUCCAAACUCUAUAAUGGAAGAAACGAUGGAAGUAGAGCCUACAGCGACUGUAACUGUUCCUACAAGUAAGACUGUUGAUUUAAAUAAAGUAGACGCGGCAGCUUGUUUAGAAUUAAUAGAAGAAUCUAAAGAAAAAUCACCUAGCAAGGAGAGAAGUAAGACGCCAGUACCUAUGGAGCAUGAACAAUUAUCCAAAGAAAUGUCUGCAAAAAAUAUUGAUAGAUUUUACGAUACUAGUCAAAAUGAAAACAAGAAGGAAGGUACGUUGCAAGAGACGUCGGAGGAAAGUAAUCAUCAACAGGCAAUUGCUUCUGUAGAAAAGAAUAAAAGUACACAUGCAUUACCAAAUAAAGUAGCGUCAAGUAAGGAAUUAAACGAUACUUCCAAAAUAAACGUGCCAAAUAAAGAUAAUUUAAGUAACAAGUUGGAAGUCGAUAAUCCGCUCGACUCCGCUUCGGAGGAUAUGAAACAAAUAGACUCUAUGGAUAAAGAAAUUAAGAAGUUAAAAGAAAGAGCGUUGUCUCUUGAUUCUGAACUUGCCAACGAAGUAGAGGAUGUACUUACGAAACCCGUUGAAAGACGGCGAUCGAAAAUCUUUGAAACUGCAGAGAAGUUCAAUCAAAUGACAUCCAGCUUGGAAAAUGAAAAGCCAAAAAAGAUUUUCAUUCCUGGUGUUAACGUCGGUGGUGCCAAGCGUGCCUUCGAACGCAAAGCGAGUCUUACAUCUGGUACCGUUACACCGGUUAAACAUAAUGCUUCUAAAGUUAUUAUCGACGUAGAUAAGAAAUCUGAAAAAAUUGACGAUAAAUCAAAACUCGUUCAGGCUAGCGUAGAUACGGAGGAAAAGUCGAAUAAGCGAGACGACGCUAAGAAACGAGCUGUUGAUAUAAUAACUGGUGCGAUUGGUAAGCCACCCGUGCUUCGAAAAGUUAAUGGUUCUCCGCCAACGUCUCCUCAAAAUCAAGAGUCUAAAAAGAUAGGAUUAAAGAUACCGGUAGGUCCGAACGAUAUUAGGGCUGCAACGGUAUCUGUAUCUACGCCAACUGAAACCAAAUUUUCAUUUGACAAUAAUUCCAUUUCGUCCGACAUUACUACACCUACUACGUGUGAAAUAUCCAAUAGCGAUAAUUCACAAACCGAAGAGCCAAAGGUAUCCAGCAAAAUGGAAAUAACACUUAAAAGUGCCACUUUACCACGACCCCGAAAAACAAGUAAAGCGGAAAUUACAUUGUCAGGGAAUAAGAUUCCAGAUACAGUUGCUUUUAAAUCAGAAGUGGAGGCUAAAGUCGAUGCUUUCCCGUCGCAGAAGCUAAGAACACAAAGAUCUGAAAUAGCAUUUCCCGUGGCUGCAGUAGUUCCACAGACAAAUAGAAGUUCUAGUCUAGAACCAGAGAUAAAGCCGAAAGUUCAACCGCGAGAGAGGAUUAUCCCUAUUCAGGUUGAGCCAGACCAUCAACAUGUACAACAAUCGCCUACUACUCCUCCCAAACCUCCGAUGCCACAGAGAUCUAUGUCCCAGCGAUCAGGAUCUUUAUCUCGUCAAUCAACAGCGGACUCCGAUACUGACAGUGCUCUUGGUUCAACGAUAGGACCGGAACCGAUAAGAAAAAGCCCGAGGGAAUAUAUAAUUCCUAUUGCUGUAGAAGGUGGUGGCUAUGUUACACCCAGAUCUGGUAGUGUAGAGCCAGAAAGUAAAACUGGCACACCAACUAGUACAAAUCCGCCAAGAUCCAGAUUCAGUAGACCAAGAAGAAUGAGUUCUCUGUUAUCUGAUGCUAGCGAGGAUGAAUCGCCAUUUUCUACUUUACAUAGAGAUAGCGAAGAUCUUUUACAAAGGCAUAUGCACAGAUUGCGAAGUUCACGACCAUCUAGACAACCAUCUGAACACGGCGAUAGUUUAUCUUCCGGCGAAGAUGACGACGACGAUGGUUUCGAACUAUUAACAGCUGAAAAUUUGUUUUCUACUUUAUUGUCUAGAGUACGAAGCUUGACACAAAGACUUAACGUUGACGAUAGAGGCAGUAGUAGUUUCCCAAGCAGCCGAUUAUUGGGACGACUUGGAGUUAAUUCGCCGCAAAAUUUCUGGGGUCAUAAUAAGCCAUUAUCAAGCCACGAGAUCUACUUUGAAACAAGGACCGUGACAACGCGACUGUCGGAAUCGCAGUUCAAACAUUCUCUAAGCCGUGACACUGAUAUAUUUGGCAGAAAAGAUUCUACCAGUUCAAUAAAUCCUGGCUCUCCUAAUAGUCCAGGUUCUCACAACGCACCUUCUUCAAGAGAGAGCGUUUUUGAAAUUGGAAGCAAUACAUUACCACGAGAUAAAGUAGAACAUGAAGACAUAGAAGCGGAGACGGUACAAAUCAGAAAAGAGGCUCAAGAAUCCUUAGAACAGAAUUUUACUCCUAGUUUGGCACGAAGAUUAAGCAGGCAGUUUAUAGAACAAACUAGACAAUCAUUACCAAGAUCGUUAUCAAUAUCAUGCGAGAAGUAUUAUCAAUCUCCGACUAGGGAAAAUUUAAGUUUAAUAGAUACACCCGAGGGUAUUAAAAGGCAUUCUAGUUCAACUACAUCGGAUCAAACGGAAUAUAGAAGUAGAUCGGCCGAUAGAAAUAUUCGAAGAACUAAUAGUUUGUUGGAAGCCGGAAAUAAAGCGGAUAAACUAGAUUACCGAUUUUCUAGAAGAAGUAUCAGUCUCUUUGACGACGACGAUAACUUCUUACCACUUCCAAGACAAGUCAUGACUCUUGGGAGAAAGUAUAAAGAAAUUGGAAGAUCGAAUUCUGGGAAUACUUGGAGAGAUACUUUUAGCGUUCAUAGAACGGAUAAAAUUCAAGAAGAAUCGUUAGAAGAUACAUCACAGUUGCCUAAAGAAGUAUUAAACAAUACGGAUAAUAAUCUAGACGCUGGUUCGGUAUCCGAAUGUACUUCGGUAUCUAUAUGUAACUCAAACACUAAUUUAGUCGAUACUACAUCUAGUAUAUCGAUCAAAUCUCGCGACACAUCCCCUGCUGAUUCGUCGUCAAAUAUAAUUGAUUCUGGUAAACCACCAUACAGAAUGGAUUCGUCGAAAAAUUUUGAAAAUAGACUUUUGGCAGCUGAGAAUCUGAUAAAGGAAUCAAAAUUGAAGAAUUUAGGACCGUCGAAGUUUGAUCCCAAUUUAAAUUCUAAUUACAAAGAAACUGAUAAAUGCGACAAAGAGUCUUUAAGUACAAUCUCGGAUGCACCUAACAUGACCAUAUCUAAGCGACGCAGUUGCAUUCCAAGUUUAAGAUUACGUUCUGGUUCUUUAACAAGGGAACCUUGUAUAGAUAGUGAUAGGAGAAAAUCAUUUGCCGGAUCGCAAGGAACUCUUUCCAACAUUAGAGCAUUAUCGCCAGAAAAAUCUAUUUUAAGUAAGUUCUUUAGAGCUGGUAGCAGUAAAGAGAGUGAUUCGAAGGACAAAUCUCAGAAACCUAAGCAGCAUCGAAUUUCACGCUUUUUACGACCAGACUUUUUUGAUACCCCGCGGGAAGAAAGUCGAUACGUUAAAGAAAAAGAAGCGCAAAAGGCUGCGGAGAACGAACGAAGAAAAUCUAGAUUCAUGAAAAAGAAAAGUGAAAAUAAAAGCGCGGAAUGUAAGCAAGAAACGAAGCCAGAGAAGGAAUUGAAGAACGAAAUGAAUUCGCUUAAAAAGGAUAAGUCUGAUAUUUCAUCGGACGAUAAAUCCAAUAAAGAUGAUCAUUCGAAAUUGAAAUUUGAAAGGCAAUCCUCGAGAAAUAGUUUUCUACAUUCUUUAGAAAAGAAAUUAGAAAAGUUUCGCGUAACUGAUGAAACACCAAAAUCUUCGUCCAAUGGCGGUCUCUUGAUCGAUCAAAAAGUAAGAGCUUUGAGAGAAAAUUCGGCACCUCCGUCAGAUUCCUUGUUCACAGAAUCAAAUUUAAUAAAAAGGGCAAUUAGCGUCGAGGAUCUGUCUUCGAAAGAAAAUUCUCUUAAUUCUAGAAAAAGUAGAGUAUCGUCUGUUCUAGGACUGUUUAAAAGUUCUGAUGUAAAACAAAAUUCAAACGCAAUCAAAUCGCAAAGUACUAUAAUGAGCAAGUUAAAGAAAAGUCCUCCUAAGCUUGUAAAACCGGAUGCUUCUUCGACGAACGAGGAUACGUCAUCCACAAGUAAAAUUCCAAUGAAAAUGGUUAAAAAUGACUCUAGAUUAAUUAAAAAACCUACAGAAAGUAAAAAACCUUUGGAUAAUUCUCUAACGGAAUCGAAAAAGUCGCAAUACAAAGACAAAGUAAAGGAAAAGGAUACGAAUUCGAAAGAGAGGAAAUUGUCCAACGAAAAACAGUUAAAAACAAGCGCGGAAGAUGAAUCGCAAAUGGAUAAAUCAUCUACAACAGAGAUUUCAGUCGACAAAGAAAUAGUUAAGAAAACAAAUUUAUGUAAAAAAGAAGAUGAUCCUAAGCCUAUUUCUAAUGUACCAGAGACUCGUAAAGUAAUAGACAAUGUCGCCGCAGAAGGAAAUAGUUGUAAGCAAGAGAAGAAAGUAAUAAAGACGAAAAAGAACAUAGGAUCUGUAAAAAAGAUCGGUACUGCGGUUACGAAAGCAGAGAAAGAAGAAAAUGGCGAUAAGAAAACAUCAAAAAUCAGUAAAUUAAAGGAACCAGUGCAAAAGGAAGAGGCUGAAGGUACUAAGAAGAAAAAAAUUGUACGCGUCGUUAAGAAAGUAGUCAAAAAAUCGUCUGAAAAUUCUGACAGCAAAUCGGAAGAAAAAGGAAAAGUUUUGAAACCUCUUGCAAAAGGUAGUACCUCGCCUAAAAAAGAAAAAAGUCCAGAAGCUGCGGCGAUCAACGCUGAUAAUACAAACGAACGUACGUCUGACUUACAAAAUUCAACAAAGCCUACAACUAGCGACUGUUCUACUCAAGAAACACGAACAAAGACGAAAGCAAAUCUUUCUGCUGUUGAUGCAAUAUCAAAUAAAUCAGAACCAAUAGCAUCUGGAAAUAAUUCAAGUAAAAAUCCCGAUUGUACUCAAAUAAAUACUACGGAUUCUGAUGCUACUCAAACGAAACCUAGUGACCCACGAGGGAACAGAGGAAGUUUAAAGCUUGAUUUAUCUAAAAUACCUCAGCACACAUUCAGAAAUACCACCCCUAAAAAGGAAUCCCCAAAAUCUGAAAUAGUUAAAGCAAAUAUCAACGCGCCGUCUCAAUCUCCAAAAAUAAAUGAAACCAAUGCUGAUAUCCCUUCAGAAAAGUUCUUAGAUUCUUUGUCAAAAAUGACACAUCACGCCACUAUUACUGGUAACAAAAUAAUUAUUGAUAAACCAUUGAGAGCUAAGGAUGUUGCCGAAUUGAAGAAAGAGGUCAAUGAAUGUGCAAGACUUCUAGAAAAUCAAAUAGAAUCACAUAAUGAUAUCGUACCAUCCAACGAAGAUAUUACCGCGAGGAAAGAAGAUGAAAUUAACGCAAAAUACGUUGCCCCAAAUAAUAUUGACGAAACUGAACCUGCAAUUGAAAAAGAUAUUUUCAAAGAUACAACGCAAUCUACUAACGUAGAUACUUACGCGGACGAAGUGACUUCACCUGCCGAUGAACCAGACAGUUUCGAUUCUUGGUCGAUAUGUUCGGCCGAUAUGAAUCACACGCGAGCUGAUUUAAGUUCACCCACUUCACCCUCGUAUUCUCUUUUUUCGCGUGGCGAUCAGGGAGAAUCUGUAAUAGAUAGAAUACGAAGGAGAAGUUUUUAUUUAAGAUUUAAUGAUAGAAGAAGGCCUUCUUUAACAGUACCACCGCCAGGAGUAACUUUGCCAAGCAGCACAUUACCAAGGAAAUAUAGUUCUAGUAAUUCAAGAGAUAGAGAUCGUAGUAAACUGAAUAGUUAUCCUUCAUCCAAUAAAAAACUAAUGCAAAGAAGUUAUAGCCUACACAACGACGACAUAUCGCCAUUUAGAAAAUCACCGAUCGAUAAAGAAAAAUACACAGAUCUAGUGUCAUACAACACAGAAGUUAAAACACCCAAUGAACAUUAUAGUACCUUCUCACAUUCAACAUACGAUCCAUUACGAAAAUAUUUAAGAUCUCCAACAUUAGAAUUAUCUACAGCACAUAAAAGGUACCACAGUACAGACUUUAAUAUGGACGAUGACUUAGGAGCAUAUAGAAAUUCUUCUCUGAAUUCUAUAUUAAAUAAUAAUCCGGUAGAAUUUUAUGGAGGUAGAAAUUCUAGUAUGCUACCGAGAAAAUACGGAUCUACUGUUAUCUCCUCGGAACCAAAGACAGUAGAAUAUUACGAAGAAUUAUUGUCUCCAAGUAAUCCAGAAUAUCUAACAGUACGAAAAUCUCCAUUGUCCAAUGAAUACCUAAACAGAUGCGAAAAUGGAUAUUACAAUACAAAUUUAGUUAAAUCUAAAACAUGUAUAGCUAAAGCAAGAACAGAAUCCACAGAAGAGAUUAAUAAAGAACUUGAAGAACAAGGAAGAAUAACAAGUCAAUGUAAUAGUGAAUCCAAAGAUAUGCCUUCAACUUCAUCAGAUUUACAAUCAAUUAUUCAUAAUACUGAAUGAAGGAUUAUUAAAUAUAAGGAACAAUAGAGAGAGAGAGAGAGAAAGGAGCAUCCUUUUAUAUUAUAUAUUUUUAUCCAGUCGAAAAGUAUAUUUUUCAAUUGCUAUAUCCAUCUAUUUGUGUCUUAGAUUUUUACAAUAAUCCAGAAUGAAAGUAAUUUAUGCAAUAUUUUAGAGAAAUUUUUAUUAGGCUUUUAAAUAUUUCGUGGAUAUAUGAAUCAGUACCAACAAUGUUAAGUUUUAUUUGAAUAUAUUAUAAAUACUUGCUUUCACGUUUAACAUAUAUUAUUAUUUUGAGCAUAAAUUUUGAAAGAAUAAUAAAAAUACUAUAUAAAACUUUAUAUCGUCUAUGUAAAGUAAUGUAUCAAAUUUAAACGUGAAAGCAAUAAUUAAUGUUAUAAUGUUUUUAUAUAACAAGUAUAUUUUAAGUAUUUUUAUCUAUAUAUUUCAAGCUUCUUUGUAUGAUAAGAGCUCUGUUGCAAAGACAAUAUAUACGAUGAAAUAACAAGAAAGAAAUAUUGUUAAAUGAAAUGAAAUUGUCGCACGUCCUUAAUUAAAAUAUUUUCAAAUGUUAUCUAUUCUCUCUUUUAUUGCAAGUAAGAUUAUGUGGUUACAUAAAUUUAUCAUGAAUGACAUGAAUGUUGUAUUAAUCAUUUAGUUCUUAUAUUUCUUGGUAGUUGUGUCAAUAUUUGUGUUUUACCUUUUUUUU